Molecule: messenger RNA, 1629 nt
Organism: Cyanidioschyzon merolae strain 10D
Lineage: Eukaryota; Rhodophyta; Bangiophyceae; Cyanidiales; Cyanidiaceae
Exons: 1
Coding region: 1-1629 (542 amino acids)
Source: RefSeq, a predicted model, not a curated record
AUGGAAGCGUCUGAUGAGCGUACUCAGAUCAAGAGGCGGCUUCAGGGGCGGACGACCUCUUUGUCACGGGCGAAAGAACGAGCAACGUUUGAGCGAAAGCGCUCCGGUCCGGGGAACGUUCAGCGCGAUUCUGCAGUGAGGGGAGAAAGAUAUUCGAACUAUUCCGACUUUAUACGAGGGCUGCACAAAAUGCUUAACCUCGAAGAGUCUGAUAACCACAUAGAAGAACGCACGCUGCGUUUGUUUUGGAGACGCACGGAAGGCGUGUUCGCCAGUGUCAGGGAUAUUGUGGUAAAGGUGCUUCAAAAUCGCUCUCAGCCGCCGAUCAACGAGACCGUUCUGCGGUUUGUGCUUUUUCCUGAUCUUCCGCGAGACGUUGUCUGCAAGAUUCCUUUAGAGAUAAUAGAAUACGUUGCCGCACUCGUGGAAACGAGUGGCUUUCGGUUUCUUCAGAACAUUCGAGUAGGUCACCUGACGGACGAACGCGUACAGUUAAGUAAACGCUUGGAGCACAUCCAAAAGAUUGCCUCACGCGAAAGCGUUACAAGCCACGGUGACCUGCAGAGCGAUGGGGUCCGCACAACGAGCGCGUCGUCUCCCCUGCAACCCGAAGAGAAGCCGCGUCUGUUUUUGCCCCUCGUCUCGGAGGACGUACGCGACAAGUUACCUGUGUUUGUGAAAGAUUUCAUCGUGAAGAAUUUGCCUCGCCGUAUGAGUAUCGCAUUCGAUGAUACGAUUGCACUCUGGCUACUGAACAUCGAAGCCCCAGAACAAAUGUGUUUGCUGUUGCAGCGGGUUCUUGAUUACCUCGAGCGGAACGAGGACAAGAUCCCGAAGCGUUGCGGCAUGACCGAGAGGAUUUUAUACGCGCUCGAGGCCACAUCUGAGGAGACCAUUGAAAACAUACUAUCACAGCCUGGAGACGCAUUUUACCCUACCGCGCGUCUCCAGUGGUUUCGGCCACGGCCUGUCACCGAUGAGGAGUGGAUCCAGUGGUGCGAAAUCCUUGACCGCGACUGCGACACUUGGCUUCGAGCGUUAUGUCAAGAAUUAGAUCCAGCGAAUGAAGUGACCGAGGAUGAGCUUCGGGAGUAUUUCGAGAGUUUGCAGCCACCGUUUCUAGCAGAAGCCCUGCGGAAUGAAUCGGAUCGAACCAUCGCACUGCAAGCUGGUAACAGCGUACCGGCCACUGCGGCAUUAGCUGGAGAAUCUUGGUCAUGCGUCUUGCACGAUGAUGAAAACCGCCCCAUAGAGGUCCUUGUACGGGCCCCAUUCUUGGAUGCCGGGCGGCUUGAUGAGGAGCGAGCCCGGUUUCCGCAAAUGUUGUUCGCUCAAGGUCGGGAACACGUCGACAGGGACUGGCUCAUUCGUAUUUUCGGCGCUGCAUCAGUGGUCUUUGUACUGAUGCCCACACGGGAUGCGGUGAAAGAGUCCAGAUCAAGGUUCGCUGAUCUGUUCGACGAGCUAACCUCAACAGAUUCAGCGCUGAAGGUGCCGAUUCCGCAACGAGCUCGUAUGCUUCUAAUUGUGCCCGCCAAUGAACGCGUACUGACUCUGCAUCCGGACCUACGCCGUUACGCCCCGGGGCCCCAAGUCCUUCUUGCUUCUCGGGUACGCAUUGAGACAUAG